Molecule: messenger RNA, 1098 nt
Organism: Synchytrium microbalum
Lineage: Eukaryota; Fungi; Chytridiomycota; Chytridiomycetes; Synchytriales; Synchytriaceae
Exons: 2
Coding region: 1-1098 (365 amino acids)
Biological process (GO): cell differentiation; regulation of transcription by RNA polymerase II
Molecular function (GO): DNA-binding transcription factor activity, RNA polymerase II-specific; RNA polymerase II cis-regulatory region sequence-specific DNA binding
Source: RefSeq, a predicted model, not a curated record
AUGUUUUACGAUCCCACUGCUGUAUUCCAAGCUAGACGUUUGAGUAUGAACCAAAGUUUCAAUUUGGAUGUUACCUUGGCCCAACUGUUAUCUCCAGUGCUAGCAACGCCCAUCUUCCAAUACCUGAAUUUUAUGGAUGAAACAUCUAAUUUGAAGCUCUCUCUACCUGACAGUUCCUCUGAAUGGACUGAAUAUCUUGGCAAGGACAUUCUCUCGGGCCACUCGUAUUCUAUAUCCGACAUGGAGAUCCAGAUACCAGCAUACUCAUCACCCGCAUAUUCAUCACCUGCAGCCAGUGAAGAAAGCUUCCCACAUUACAGUAAUGGUGAGAUGUCGGGCCUUGAAGCUGGAAUCGACUGCCUAUUAUCGCCAAUCACUCUGGAUUUUGCCAAGCUUGCUAUAGUCCGGAAUCUCUUGUGCCAAACCAUAGUUGAUACUGACAACAACAAAUGUAGUGGUGCUGCCAGUCCAGUAUAUGCUAAGGAUCUCUCCUCCCAGAUCGGAUCGCUAAGCCCAGUGUAUGAAGCUACGGAUGUCGCCCCCCAAAUCGGAUCGCUAGACACUACCUGUGACAGUAACUCCAGCCAAGUAUAUGAAGCUGUAUCUCGUAUAUAUGCCCGUCGUGACUCUGGUAUUGAAUUUGAGCCAUACAUGCCACAAUUUGCCAACAAGGACAUAGUCAACCAAGCAAUAUCAGAAGAAGAUACCUAUGAGAACCCCGAUGUUGUCUCCAGCAAUGACUCGGACGAUGAUGAAUAUGAUGCCGAAGUAGCAAGGAAACACACCUCGAAAUCCCGUCGUAACAGUGCCGUCACUGCUGGGAAUGGCCGUAUCACCAAACCAUCUGUAAAAGUGCUAAGCAAGGUCUUUGAACUAACAUGCUACCCAGAAACCAAUAUCCGAGAACUGCUGGCUAAAAAGAUGGAUAUGAAGCCAAGGGCCGUACAAAUAUGGUUUCAAAACAAACGACAACAUCUCAAGGCUAGUGGAGUCAGUGAAGGAUUAAGAACCAAGAAGGGAGGUGACACUUUCAGGGCACCAGUCGACCAAGUGCUGCCAGAAGACGUUGAAAUGUGGUGUGCUGAAGCUGGAUUUUAA